CUUCUGGGAUGGAACAGAGCCCGUUGUAGGUUUGUGUUGCCAUCUUUUCUUUACGCUCGUUAUCUUUCGUUCACUUUCCAUUUCUUCUGUUUUUUCACGACAAGCCUUUGUUUCGCGUUUCUCCACGUACUUCACGGCAGGACCCAAGGGCAGAGGUGGUUUGGAUUGAGAUUACCAGACCAUGGACCCUCGAGACCUGCCAUGGGCUGAGCAUGAAAAGGUGUGCCUUCUUGCCGAAAUACUGAAAGUCGCUCCCAUAUCGUCCCAAGUUCUCUUAAAUCUCAUUCGCGACCACAACCUCCAGGCCCGAUGGAGCGAAGUCCUCCUGCCUCAAGGUCGUUGCCUACGCGCAUGUCAGACAGCAUAUCAUGACAUGGGCGCGACUCACUCAGCGACAGACUAUCGACGUCCGCAGUUGCCUACACCCUUGAUCUAUCCCGGUCCCGAGAUCUCCAGGAAGCGUCCCCACCACCCAGAGCCAGGUCCACCAACCGGACGACUGCUCCAGCCACGCCCACCACACGCGUACCCUGGCGAGUUCAUCCAAGCUGGCGGACCUGCCUAUAAUAAUCCAGCGAUCGCGCAAUCCGGCGAGCCAGCGAACAAAAAGAAGCGAGGGAGGCCAACAAAAGCGGAGGCACAGCAAAGAGCGCAAGAGGCAGCGGCGCGUGGCGAGGUCUACCCACCACCGAGAAGAGGAAGAGGAUCCAUCACAGCACCCCCGGAGCCAUCGCCCUCUAGUGCAGACGCACCACCGCUAGCGCGUACUCCUCCACAAUCCGUACACACUCAAUCAGGCACUACAAUGACACCACAGCACCAGAUUUGGACUGAAUCUGGACCCGAAACAUCGUCAGGGAAGGGAAGACGCACAAGACCUCAGCCAUUGGAGCUGGAAAAGCCUCAGCGAGCACUGAGCGAGAUGCAAUCGCCUCUGGGCUUUGGAUCAGGAGAUCCCAACCGCAACCAGACAUACUCGUCAUUUACACCUGUUUCUGCGCCUCUGCUUUCCUCAUCAGAUUCGAGAGACCGCGACUCACGCAUAGAAGGAGUCGAAGAGGUCCAGCCCCGAACAACAACACCCCACUCGUUCAAAGACACAGUCGGCAUAUGAAAACGUUUCCUUCGUCACGACAGCACUCACAGCGGCAAUCUGUUUUCAAGCGUUCUGAAGACUUUCCUUAUGCGGUCCUGAUGACCCCUCACGCCACGAACUCUUUACGGCAAUCACGGAGGUAUGCUCUGCAAUUUUUGCUACACAAUUCAGAAGCUUUGUUAAAGCGCAUCAUCAUUUUCAUGUUGCCUCUCUACAGGCGACACUUGUUUCCUAAAUACGCUCUCGUUUAC
Molecule: messenger RNA, 1347 nt
Organism: Dothidotthia symphoricarpi CBS 119687
Lineage: Eukaryota; Fungi; Ascomycota; Dothideomycetes; Pleosporales; Dothidotthiaceae
Exons: 3
Coding region: 182-1114 (310 amino acids)
Source: RefSeq, a predicted model, not a curated record